Molecule: messenger RNA, 624 nt
Organism: Adineta ricciae
Lineage: Eukaryota; Metazoa; Rotifera; Eurotatoria; Adinetida; Adinetidae
Source: the annotation of a GenBank genome assembly
AUGUUUCGUUUUCGAUUGCGUCUUCAUCCAUCCUAUUUCGCUCUUGCAUCUUCAUUCUUGUUCAAUCGUUCAACCAAAUCUGCACCUAUCGAAAUUCCACCGCCUGAUCUCCCUCGAACACCUUACCAGCAUCUGAACUGCACCGGUUUCGAAUGUAUUCGCGAAUCGUCAAUGAUUGCUCUCACAUCCUCAUCGAAUCUGCUCAAACAAACCCUAUAUUACUAUUCAGAACUAACCCAACGGUACUGCUUGCACAUAACGACGAUGAUCGGCAUUUUACACGAGUACAAGAAACAUGAAGGUUCGGGUCAUGUUCAACAGGAAAUCUGGGAUGUUUUUGUUCAACAGCGCUCAACUUUAAACGAUAUGAAAAAGGAGCUGUUACGUCUACGUUUACUUUUAACAACUAUUGAUCGAAUGGUCAACGAAUCAAUUGAUGCUUGUUAUCAAACCCAGGACGAAACUGUUACACAGUUAAUUUCGAAUGAGUUAGUUCACUCGAAGCGUAUCAUUGAACAGAAGGAAGAAGAAAUCGUUCGCAAUGAACGAGAACUAACUGAGGAACAAGUGAAAGUGAUCGAGAGUCCAAUUGAUGAAAAUGCUUUGAAAAAUUUGUCAAACUGA